ACUGUGCUACACCAGUGUACAAGACCGGUCCCUGCGCUGCGAGCUUCUCCACUGCAAAGCCUCACCUCUCAGCCUCUUUUCGCGCCUCACUCGUCGCAUUCUUUCGUGAUCAGCACAAGGACGUUUGUGCGCCGCAAACAUGUCCGAUGCGGGGAAGCAGAAGGGGAUGAAAAAGCUCUUUCACCCUUUCAACCACAAGGCCAGCGAGAAACUCCAGGAUUUGCAGGAGAAGCUCGAGCAUACUAAGCUGAGGGAUGCGCAUAUCAGGGCUGUGCACGUCAGUCAUAAAGUCGGCAAGUUCAAGAACUUGUUCAACACCAAUCAUCGCCAUGACGAGGAACAUGAGCAGGCCACGGAUGCAAAGCGCACCCGUGUUGGAGAGAACCAUCGAUUCCACUCAUUUGCACCCGAAAGAGAAGGCAACCUGGUGAAGUGGUACGUUGAUGGCCGGGAUUACUUCUGGGCUGUUGCCGAGGCGUUGGAGAAGGCGCAAGAGACCAUCUACAUCGCAGAUUGGUGGUUAUCGCCUGAGCUCUUCCUCAAGCGCCCUCCUUUCUAUAACCAGAAAUGGCGAUUGGAUCAGGUCCUCAAGCGCCGAGCCCAGGCUGGUGUGAAGAUUUAUGUUUCCGUGUACAAGGAGGUCUCUGCUGCACUUACAUGCAAUAGUCAGCACACCAAGAAAGCCCUGAGUAGCCUCAUCAAAGAGGGUGAGCCAGGGUAUGGGAACAUCAAUGUGAUGAGGCAUCCAGAUCACAAUGUGUUCGAGAAUGCCUCCGACAUGACGUUCUACUGGGCGCAUCACGAGAAGUUCAUUGUCAUUGAUUAUGCGAUGGCUUUCAUCGGGGGACUGGACUUGUGUUACGGACGAUGGGACAACAAGCAGCAUCCGCUGGCGGAUGUGCAUCCCUCCGGAAUUCAGAACCAGAUCUUCCCGGGUCAGGACUUCAACAACAACCGCAUCUUGGACUUCGAGGGUGUAGAGGACUGGAAGUCGAACAAGCUUAACAAGCUCGAGUACGGUCGCAUGCCAUGGCACGAUGUCGCUAUGGGCGUCAUUGGCCCGGCUGUGUAUGAUAUCGCCGAACACUUCGCCCUCCGCUGGAACUUCGUGAAGCGUGACAAGUACAAGCGCGACGAGCGAUACGACUGGAUUACCAUGGAAGGACGAGAAGGCGAGGACGAAGAUCUUAUCGGAGUACAAAGACCAAAAUUCCCUGUCGGUGACUAUGUACAUCACCCAAAGACGCCACUCUCCCAGAAGAAUCUGGACAACCGCGGCACAGUACAUGCGCAGCUGGUACGAAGUAGCUGCGACUGGAGCAUGGGAAUCUUGCCCGAGGAACACAGCAUUCAGAAUGCCUACAUCGGACUCAUCCGGAACGCAAAGCACUAUGUGUACAUCGAGAACCAGUUCUUCAUCACAAAUACACGGAAAGAUGACAGUAGUCCUGUCCACAACCAAAUAGGAGCUGCUAUUGUCGAGGCUGUCGUGAAUGCCGGAAAGGAAGGUCGCAAGUUCCGAGUCAUUAUCAUCAUCCCAGCAAUUCCAGGUUUCGCAGGCGAUCUCAGAGACAACGCCGCUGCUGGAACUCGUGCGAUCAUGGACUACCAAUUCAAGAGUAUCUGCCGUGGCGAGGACAGCAUAUUUGAGCGCGUCAAGGCGCAAGGUGUCGACCCCAACGAGCACAUCUUCUUCUUCAACCUUCGGUCGUACGAUCGCAUCAACGUCACUCCCACACUUAAGAAGCGUGAAGAGGAGUCAGGAACGUCGUACAUGGACCUUGAGCAGGCCGAAAUCGAGGAAUUGGAAGCACCACUUGAGGACGGUGAAGAGGCACGUGCAAAGGCUGCGGAACUGAGGAAGAAGUUUAUGGGUGAAGAGGCAGACGUCGGAAAGGGCGAUCAAGGUGGCAUAAUCGAUCCCGAUUCGAUAGCAGACGACGCCAUGCUGAACGACAAGAAACCCAGCACCGAGGAGUGGGAAGGCGACCCAGAAGACGAAAAGAAGUACUUUUUCCAAGAAGAACUCUACAUCCACGCCAAGCUCUGCAUUGUCGACGACAAAUACGUCAUCUGCGGCUCCUCCAACAUCAACGACCGCUCGCAACUCGGCCUCCACGACUCUGAGCUCUCGAUCGUCCUGCAAGAUAGGGACGAGAUCGACACCGAAAUGGACGGCAAGCCCUACAAAGCCGCCCGCCUCGCGCACGAUCUGCGGUCCAACCUCUGGCGCGAACACCUCGGUCUCCUUCCCCUACAAGCCCUCGACGCCUCCGACGACCCUAAUGCGCAACCCCCCGGCGAAAACUCCCCCAACGACCCCCAACCCGGGCCCGAAGCAGAUUUCGUCUCCGACCCGCUCUCCCCCAAGCUCUGGGACGAGUGGUGCAAUCGCGCCUCCACUAAUACAGAAGUCUUCCGCACGCUCUUCCACGCGGAUCCUGACGACAACAUCCUCACCUUCGAGGACUACGAUAACUUUACGCCGAACCCGAAGAAUGACAAGGAGCACAAGCAAGGCCAUUUGUACGAUAUGGUCAGACCGGUGGCGGAGAUUAGGCAGGAGUUGGAUCGAAUCAAGGGGCAUUUGGUCUGGAUGCAGUUGAAGUUUAUGGAGAAGGCGGAUUUGGCGGAGAGGGGGUUGCAGGUCAACGCCUUCACUGAGUCUGUCUACACCUAGUAUUGUGUUGUAGAUGCAAUUCUGUUUGGGUGUUGUUGGGUUAUGGGUUUGUUUGUAUGUGAGGAUGAUGUCAUGCGCGACGAUGGAGCUUUGGGUGGGUUGGGUUUUGUGUUGUGCUCUCACCAAUGCUUCGGCAUCUUUCUUGUUAUCGUUAUCAAU
Macroventuria anomochaeta is the source of this 2839-nucleotide messenger RNA. Its product is annotated as phospholipase-like protein PldA. Bases 140 to 2680 code for a protein of 846 amino acids. NCBI's taxonomy places the organism in Eukaryota, Fungi, Ascomycota, Dothideomycetes, Pleosporales, Didymellaceae. Gene Ontology annotation, molecular function: D-type glycerophospholipase activity. The record is from RefSeq and is a predicted model, not a curated record. The transcript is spliced from 2 exons. Gene Ontology annotation, biological process: intracellular signal transduction; cell motility; phosphatidic acid biosynthetic process.